GGCUAAAAUAGGUGAGGGGCUAGGUACCUUUAAUCCGAUGCAUUUUUUAUUGGCUGCCAACCCCUGCUGUGACCCGACCGGAGCUCCUCGACAAUUGAAGGGAUAGCCUUCCGUACUUGUCCUCCCGGGCGGAAUAAAUUUCAUUUAUCCAUUCAAUGCUCCCGCUUCGCUCGGAGAUCUUAGUCAACAACGUCUGCUGGUACCAUACUCGGCGAAACCCUGCGCUCUGAGUUUACAUAAUGUGCUCCGGAGCUAAAUCGAAAAGCGGUACGCCAGUCGGGAAAGGCCGAAUAUCGUGCCGCUCGAGGCUUAGCAAGCCCGCCGACAAUUGCGGACAUCCAGUGGAUGUUAGAGAACUACUAGUACAUAAUACGACGAAGCUCCCUUUUCAGCUCCCGUCUCUAACACAAACUGCAUAAAUUGCCCUUCAUCGACCCCCAUACUCUAUCUACAAUGGCUCCUUUGGACAACGUCGUGGUCCCCAAAGGAUCCUUGGUUCUAGUCACCGGAGCAAACGGUUUGUUGGGCUCGCAUAUUGCUAAGCAGUUCCUAGAAUAUGGCUACAAGGUUCGCGGCACUGUCCGGGAUGCCACGAAAUUCAGCUGGCUACUCGAGCUCUUCCGGAAGGACUAUGGGAGGGACAGCUUUGAGCUUGUCCAGGUCGACGAUCUGGCUGCCAAGGGAGCGUUGGACGAAGCAGUCAAAGGUGCUACCGUGGUCGCUCAUACUGCCUCCGUCGUGUCGUUCGAUCCCGAUCCAAACAAGGUCAUUCCCUUCGCCGUGGAUUUUGCUGUCAAUGCCCUGGAGACUGCGUACAAGGAACCGAGCGUGAAGCGGUUCGUCUUCACAUCCUCCUCGGCAGCUGCGGUUAUUUCUUCGCCGGAUAUUCCCCCGGCCAAUAUCACCGAGGACUCCUGGACAGACUUCAUUGUCGAUGCAGCUUGGGCAGACCCUCCUUACACCCCAGAGCGUGGAAUGACGACGUACGCCGCAAGCAAGAACCAGGCCGAGAAGGAAGUCUGGAAGUUCCACAAGGAGAACCGCCAGAAGCGUCCGGAUCUGGUCGUGAACACGGUCCUUCCCAACUUUAACUUCGGCAGAUCCCUUGACCGCGAGAAACAGGGAUAUCCUAGCAGCUCCCUUCUGCCUCUUAGUCUGUUCAAGGGCGAAGUUUCGCCAUUCCACGAAGGCGUCACGCCCCAAUACUUUGUCGAUGUUGAUGACACCGGCAGGCUUCAUGUUGCGGUAGCUGUCCUGCCCAAUCUAGAAGACCAGCGCAUCUUCGCUUUCGCUGGACGAUUCAACUGGGACACUGUUCUGGACAUUUUCCGCAAGCAUGUGCCUGACAGGAAAUUCCCCGACAACUUCAGUGGCGGCGUAGAUGGCAAUGAAAUCCUACCCCGGGGCAAGGCGGAGCAGCUGCUUCGUGAUCUGGGACGUCCGGGCUGGACCAGCUUGGAGGAGUCGAUUUUGGCCAACAUCGAGGGUCUGUACUGAUAUACCGAAUAAUUGAUAGGAGACUACAGUGCCCCGCGAUCUCGCUGCGUGAUCGAAUUUAGGGCGGGGUAGUCGCAGCGAAACAGGAUGUUGGAAUGAGGCAAGGAUCACGAUGAGAGUGAACGACCACAAAUAGCAU
Messenger RNA from Fusarium redolens, 1636 nucleotides. RefSeq lists its product as uncharacterized. The transcript is spliced from 4 exons. Gene Ontology annotation, molecular function: oxidoreductase activity, acting on the CH-OH group of donors, NAD or NADP as acceptor. The record is from RefSeq and is a predicted model, not a curated record. The coding region runs from base 454 to 1497 and encodes 347 amino acids. NCBI's taxonomy places the organism in Eukaryota, Fungi, Ascomycota, Sordariomycetes, Hypocreales, Nectriaceae.